Molecule: messenger RNA, 2366 nt
Organism: Homalodisca vitripennis (glassy-winged sharpshooter)
Lineage: Eukaryota; Metazoa; Arthropoda; Insecta; Hemiptera; Cicadellidae
Exons: 3
Coding region: 80-868 (262 amino acids)
Source: RefSeq, a predicted model, not a curated record
GGGUUCUGGACGGCUCUAGAGAAGGGCAGGCGGCCGCUAUAUAACCGGGAGAGAGGUCGCCCCGCGCCAGUCUGUCGUCAUGUCUCGCGUACUGUGUGUCGUCCUGGCCCUCCUCGGUGCUGCGGCCUCGGUCCGUGCUCAGGACUCGUUCCUGGAGGCCGCCCGCGCCUCCUGCCUUCGCUCCGGUGGGAUCCUGGACUGCGUCAAGUACAAGGUGGCGAACCUCGUCCAUAGGAUAGCGUCCACACAACGGUCCUUGGAUUUGGGACCCAUGCGACUGGUCAGCAUCCCCAAGGCCAACACAUCUGAGGAGAGCAUGUUCCUGUCGAGGGCAGCCACAUACAAGGCUGCUGAGCCUGAGGUCACACAGAUGUUCAAGUACGGGCUACGGCAGGUGGAGGUGUUCCUGUCAUCCCACGGGCUCUCGCUGCCGCUGGGUGGGCUAGGAGUCGGUGGUCCCUCACUGGUCUACGAUGAUGGCUCCAACACCAUCGGAGACGAGCGUGCCGAGGUGCAGGGUCGCAGCCGCAACCUCCAUCUCAUCGUGCCACUCAUGAUCAUGGUCAAGCUGAUGAGCAUCAAGGCCCUCUUGAUCCCAACUCUGCUCGGAGUCGCCGCGAUCAAGAAGUUCAUUAUCCUUACGGUGAUGGCACUGCCUUCCAUCAUGCACAAGCUGAAGGUCUGCAAGAUCGUGCCUCACCUGGUUCACUACACUCCUCACCACUCGCACUCCCACGAAUUCCACGACGACUAUGUCCCUCACCAUUACGACACUCACCAUAGCCACCAUGACGUUCAUAGCCACGAUGUGCACAGCCAUCACAAUGACAUUCACAGAAGGAUCGGACAGUUCCGGUCACUCCAUUAGUAGACAUGUACAGGUUUAUCGAUCAUCAGUACGUUGUGAUUUAUAAAUAGGCAUGAUAUUUAGUUUUAGAGAUUGGACUUUAUUUGAAUGGAAGCCAGUAAUUUUAUUAAAUGAAUUUCAGACAGAUUAAUAUUUUUGAUUCUUAACAGUAUUACGAGUAAAACAGAAUAUUCAAAUCAAUUUUCACUAGGUAUUGAUGAACUUUCAAAGUUCUAAAAUGAAAUGUACUGUAUAUGAUUUAGUUAUGUUUAGUCCAUCAAUUUUAAAUGAUUGAAUACAGUUUUUCAUAUAAACAGUUCAAUUUAAGUCCUCACACUUUAAAUACUUUAUUUUUUUAAAGCUCCAUUAAUAUAUUUACUGCAAUUAAUACAUUCACGAUAAAGUGUAACUUAUCACGUACACACCAGACUUCCAAAAAGCCCAUCAUGUACCAGAUGGGGUACACGUUGUCAUGCAUUUCCUUAUGAGUUUUUUUAUUGUUUCUCUCUCUUGGUAGAUUGUAAAAUAUGAGCCCGCGCUUAAAGAAAUACCUCAAACUAUCAUGUACCUCGUUGGGUCCACGAUUGCUUAAUUUUUUAGGUAAAUUAAAAUUUAAGGUACCCCUUGGAGUACACAGAGAAACGUUGAAAAAACAUUUAGAAAUAAUUCAUUUGUGAAAAAUUGUGCAGCCUACUUAAUUUUCUCGUUAUACUUAGAUCUUUAGAUUAAAAAAAGAUUACAGAUUUUAGCCAUCAUUAUUGAAAAAUUCUACAGCACUUUAACACAACUAGUUUACACAAGAAUAGUGUUCUUGUAAUGUACUUAAAAUUUAAAAUAUACACCUUUCGUGUAUUUAUUAAGAUAAAUCACUGUAAAUUAUCCUUAAAGCUUUUCAAAUCUCUUACUGGCUUUGGCUUGGUUGUAGCAGGACUCGUGGAUAUGUGAAAUUUGUAAACCAAAGUUUAUAUUCCUUGAUUGUAAUUCUCUCUCAUCGUUGUAAAAUAUUUAUCCUUCCAUUACCUAUUCUACCUCCAAAACCUCCUUGAUGUCUUCUAUUGCUAAUUAUUCUUAUAAUUUUUCCUUUAAUAAUAUAGUUAUAGGACUUAGUUUACCUCUUCUGUAGAAUGUACACAAAUGUAUUCACACAAAGGAAUAAAAACAAAUAUUUCUUAUCAACAUCAGAUGUUUCAUAAAACUUGUAUUGGGAUUCACCAGCCUUACUUUCCUAUAAACCUUAUGUUCUUAAAUAUUGUACAGUGUGUUUAUCUGUUGUACAGCUUAUUACAACAAUGUAUAAUUAGUUUGUACUUUUUACCCUAAAUAUCUACAUGAUGUUGAGUGCUUGUCUGUUAAAACGUUUAAAAAUUAUUAGAGCUUAAACACAGUUGUUAAUUAAUAUUUUAAUCUACCCUUUUCCUCAAAAACCCACUUAGUAAUUUAUUAGAUAGCAACAAUAAUAUAUUUUAACUGUGUUCAUGUAUAUUUUAUAAAUUAAAUUCAUUACACUCUUGCUCCUUUA